Messenger RNA from Caenorhabditis angaria, 1440 nucleotides. NCBI's taxonomy places the organism in Eukaryota, Metazoa, Nematoda, Chromadorea, Rhabditida, Rhabditidae. The record is from the annotation of a GenBank genome assembly.
AUGGCCUCUCUUGAUUAUGAUGUCAUUGUUGUGGGUGCAGGAAUUUUUGGAUCAUGUACUGCGUAUCAUUGUCAAAAGCUUGGAUUGAAGACACUUCUUCUAGAGCAGGUAUUGUUUCAGAUGUCCUCGAAAAAAUUCGAAAUUUUUUUUGAGGCGCCUUUCAAGAUGUUUUCUGACAUGAGUUUAGAUGAUAGUGACACAUCAUGAGAAAACUUCUUCUAAAUUUCAUUUCAGUUCAAACUUGGUCAUUCAAAUGGAAGUUCUCACGGAUUCUCAAGAAUCAUUAGAUAUGCUCAUAAUGAAGUGGAAUAUGUUCCUUUGGUAGGCGAUGCUUAUGAUCAAAUUGAUGAACUUGAGAAAAAACGCAAGGAAAAACUUUGGAAGUGCGUUUUUUUCAUCCAAAAAUCAUUCAUAAAAUUUCAUUUCAAAUCUACAGACAAACUGGAUUAUUGUGGGUCAGCACUGGCGGCAAAAUCGACAAAAUCUCAUCGAAUCUCAAAACUCAUAACAUUGAACAUGAAGUUGUUUGUGGUUCAAAAAUUCAUGAGAAGUAUCCACAAUUUCAAUUUGGAGAAGAAUGGCAGGGACUUAUUGAUCCAAAGGGUGGUGUGAUUUAUGCGAAUAAAUGGCUUCACGCUUUUCAAGACGAGUUUGUUCAAUUAGGAGGUGUUGUACAUGAGGAAGAGGAGCUGAUUUCUUACAAUGAUCAACUUCAAGAUAGAAUUGAGGUCAAGACAAACAAAGGGAGUUAUAGCUCACGGAAAAUUAUUUUCACCGUUGGAUCGUGGAUCACCAAAUUGUUGCCUGAACUCGAUUUCAAAAUUAAUGUAUGUAUGUAUGUAAAUUUAUAGCUAAAAGUCAUUUAAUUGCAAUCUUAUAGCCUAUCAGUCUUUCAGUCUGCUAUUGGAAAGCAGCGGAAGAAAAAGAUUCGCAACUUCUCAACGAUGAUCAUUUUCCAGUUUUGAUAGCGAAAAACGUAGAGCGUAAAGAGUAUCAUUUUGCUCUUCCAGAUACGGAUUAUCAAGGUUCUAUCAAGUUCGUUUAUGAUGCUGGAGACACAUUAACAGCUGAUUUUCAACAUCCAGAGAAGCGAUCACAGUCUUUGAUUGAUCUUCCAGCUGAGUUUAUCAGAAAACAUCUACCAGUGGUUGAUCAUAAGGCUCCAUCCCAUGUUGAUUUCUGCAAAUAUACGGUUAGUUCUUGUUUUUUUUCUAGAAAAAAUAGAAAACUCAACAUUAUUCUUUCUAGAACUCACCAGAUGAUCAUUAUCUGAUCGGACCAAUUCCAUUUAAAAAUCCAAAUGUAUUAGUUGGUGGAUGUGGGUGUGGUUCAGGUUUCAAAGUUUCUCCAGCAAUCGGAAGAGCUCUCGCUGAAAUGGCAGCCGACAAACCAACAACAGUUGAUGUCUCAUAUUUCAGUAUUUCAAGAUUUCAAAAAUGA